Molecule: messenger RNA, 3550 nt
Organism: Hemicordylus capensis (graceful crag lizard)
Lineage: Eukaryota; Metazoa; Chordata; Lepidosauria; Squamata; Cordylidae
Gene: MAPKAPK2
Product: MAPK activated protein kinase 2
Exons: 10
Coding region: 370-1569 (399 amino acids)
Biological process (GO): intracellular signal transduction; inflammatory response; response to cytokine
Cellular component (GO): cytoplasm; nucleus
Molecular function (GO): mitogen-activated protein kinase binding; calcium-dependent protein serine/threonine kinase activity; ATP binding
Source: RefSeq, a predicted model, not a curated record
UUGUAGCGAUUCCUUUUCCUGUCUCGGCGUUCUAAAGAAUCCGCGAGCCGGGCUCUGGGGCCAAGCUGGGGUUAGGGCGGGGGGACUUUCUCAGAAGGGGCGGCUGCUUGUUCCGGAGAGAUCCAGCGGAGGCCGAUCGGCGGCUUCGGACGUCCGCGGAGUAGACCCAGCGAGGAGAGUAUUAAACAGAAAAGAGAUUGUGUCUUGUUUAAGCAGCGAAGCGGGAAGAAUCUGAGUUUUUUGAUCCAGCCGUUGUGAGCAAACUUCCUACUGUUGGUUGGUGAAAGAAGGAGAAGAGGACGGUGGAGGGGUGAGGCGAGGCGGACAGGGAAAGAACCGCUGUUGGCUGCCUCGGCUCCGGACGGUGCGAUGCUGUCUAACUCUCAAAACCAGAACCCCCAAGUACUUUUCCCCAACCCCCCACCUCCUCCCCCGCCGCCACUCCAGCCACCGCAGCAGCAGCAGCAACAACAAUUGGCCCAGCAACAGCAGUUCCCCCAGUUCCACAUAAAAUCUGGCCUCCCCAUCAAGAAAAAUGCCAUCACGGAUGAUUACAAGGUCACCACACAAGUUCUGGGACUGGGAAUUAAUGGGAAAGUUUUGGAAAUCUUUAACAAGAAAACUGGAGACAAAUAUGCUCUGAAGAUGCUGCAAGACUGUCCAAAAGCUCGAAGGGAGGUGGAGCUCCACUGGAGGGCAUCUCAGUGUUCCCAUAUUGUGAAGAUUAUAGAUGUCUAUGAAAACCUUUACCAGGGUCGAAAAUGUCUCCUGAUAGUUAUGGAAUGCUUGGAUGGCGGAGAGCUUUUCAGUCGAAUUCAAGACAGAGGAGACCAGGCUUUCACAGAAAGAGAGGCUUCUGAAAUAAUGAAGAGCAUUGGAGAAGCCAUUCAGUAUUUACACUCAAUCAACAUCGCACACAGGGAUGUCAAGCCAGAAAACCUCUUAUACACCUCAAAAAGGCCGAAUGCUGUAUUAAAGCUCACAGACUUUGGCUUCGCUAAAGAAACCACCACACAUAACUCCCUAGCUACACCAUGCUACACGCCAUACUAUGUGGCUCCAGAGGUUCUUGGCCCAGAGAAAUAUGACAAGUCCUGUGAUAUGUGGUCCCUUGGCGUCAUCAUGUACAUAUUGCUGUGUGGCUAUCCCCCUUUCUAUUCCAACCAUGGUCUGGCCAUUUCACCAGGCAUGAAAAAACGGAUCCGGAUGGGUCAAUAUGAAUUUCCCAAUCCAGAGUGGUCUGAAGUAUCCGAGGAAGUCAAACAGUUGAUCCGGAAUUUGCUGAAAACUGAUCCAACGCAGCGCAUGACAAUAACAGAGUUCAUGAAUCACCCCUGGAUCAUGCAAUCAAUGCAGGUGCCACAAACACCGCUGCACACUAGUAGAGUUUUGAAAGAAGAGAAAGACCUGUGGGAGGAUGUCAAGGAGGAAAUGACAAGUGCCUUGGCCACUAUGAGAGUGGAUUAUGAACAGAUCAAGAUUAAGAAAAUUGAAGAUUCAUCUAACCCAUUGCUUAUGAAGAGGCGAAAGAAAGCAAACCCUCCUGAGCCUACAGCACUCCCUCACUGAGGGUUAAGUGGAGCCAAGCCUGGUGGUUGUGAAAGCAAUAACUAUAUCUAUAUAUUUUUUAAACAAAUCGGAUAUAAGACAGUAAUGUCAAACGCAUGGAAUUCAGACCUUUAUACCAGACUAGUUAUUUUUUUAGCUGCCACUUGUGGUUCUGAUCUUUCUGGGGUCAGGCAAGAGACAGCUGCUCUCUGUACAACACACACUUCUAUUUCUUUUUUUCUUUUGUUGUCCUGUAGGGAAAUGUUUCUGGUAAUUGGAUUUUUGGGGAUAAAAUCUCCCCUUGUUUUCUUUUCAGAGACACUGAAAUUCCUGUGGUCACCAUUUAAGGAUUAAUAAUAUAUAUAUAUAUAUAUUUUUAAAACUACUGUAGAGCUGAAAUCCAGACAGAGUCCUGUGCUAAGUACGUGUGUGUGUGUGUGUGUGUGUGUGUGUGUGCAUGCGUGUGUGCACACGUGUGUGUGCGCGUGUGCGCACACGUGUGUGUGAAGAGUUAAAGGCUUUCAGUUUGUGUCAAAGAAGAGCCAGGACUUUUGAAGAAAUGCCAUCUGAAACCAUGAUGGCACUUUGUUGAUGUUGUAGUCUUCACUUAACAUCAGUAGUUAUUCCUUUAAGGUUUGCUGUUGGGUCUUAAGCUCCUUUUGCAAGUCUCUGAAGUUACUGACUGAAUGUCCCAAGUACAAGAUGCCUCCUUAAACUGGAAGCCUUCUCUCUAACACUGCAUGAACAGGAUUAUUUCCCAUUACUUGUGAGUUUGUGGAAUCUAUGUAAUCAUUUGAUAGGAUGUAUAUUGACUGUAAGUAUAGGCAGGAAGGCUCCACUUUUAUAUUGAAGGGUGGUGGGAGGGUCUGUGAUGCAUUCAGAAUUCAGUUAUGAUCUCAGGGUAUUUGGGGUGGGCAAGAGCAGAAAGAAGGUGUUUGUUGAAUGGAGAUGUUGAUGUUUCAUUAAUGAUGUUUCAUUAGCUGACCCAGCCUUCCUGGAGAAACCCAACAGGUUAUGUCCUGUUGUCCAGUUUCUAUCAGCACCUCAUUCAGUGUUAACACUUGGUGGGGUCUUGAAGUUCUCAUACUAUAAGAUUGCGAGCCCACUUCCUCCACAUCAAUGAACAUUUUGUUGCUGCUGUUGCGUCUCUGUUCUGUUGCAGAGCACAGCUGUCCUUAUCCAUGAUUUUACCAGGAAACCACUCCUAUCUGGAGAGUGUAGCAAAGGCUCAGAUGAGAGACACAUCCCUUUAGAAUUUAGCUUGGAGCUGGUGUGGAACAAAAUCUUUCACUUUCCCAUUCGGAUGUGGAAAAUACGGUGGGAAACAGGAGCACCAUAAAAAUCAGGCUUUCUUCGGUGGAUUCCUUAGCACCUUUGGAUGAUACUUUACCAUAUGGCAUACAUGUAAUAAUAAGAGAAGAAACUGAUGGAGGUUCUGUUUGGAAAACAAAAAGGCCUCAGUUGUGGUUUGAAGAAGACAGGAUGGAAUUUAUGUGGGUUGCAGACUUCUGCUAGGAUUCUGACAUUCCACCAGGGUAUGUUUACCGAAAUUCAAGGUCUCGUGAGUAUAAAUUCCAGAUCUUACUAUACCUGUACAUUAGAGAAGAGAGUAAGGUGCCCCUUAGCAUAACAUUUUGCCUCAUCUGGUCAGUCCAAUGGUGGUCAGUUCAUUUUUUCUGCUCAUUUCUGUGUGUCUUUAGUCCAUUAAUUAAUAUUUUUUGCCAUAUUUGUUUCACUUGCAUUUUGAUGUUUCCACACGUGUGCGCUCUCGCUCGCUCUCUCUCUCUCUCUCUCUCUCUCUCACACACACACACACACACACACACACCACUUUUUUUUAAAAGGAAAGGUUUAGCUUUUAGUGACAUUUUAGACACUGUAUGGAAUUUUAAUUUGUUUAAAGAAAGAUUUUAAUUUUUGUUGUUGUUGGUGUCUCAUUGCUGAAACAAAUACUUUGGUCUGCUUUUCCCUGUUUUGGAUUAAAGACACCCAAUACAUCAAA